UCACACGGAGUGCCCGGAGUGCGGGGGCAGGCUGGAGCACGGCUCCGGGUGCCGAAUCCCGCCGUGUCCCGGCGGGCCGGGCGCCCUGCGGCGCUGCGGGCAGCGCUGGGGAGCAGGAGGAGGAGCCGCGGUGCCCGGGAAGCAGCUGCGGUCAGGGGAAGGGCGCAGGAGGACAGGCACACCGCUGUUGUGAGACACGGUUGAAGACUUUGGGCGACAAAUCAAGAGAUGCAAAGAAAAGUAGGCAAAGAACUGUUCAGUGUUUGCCAGAGUUUUCUGCUGGACUGGAAUUACUAAGCAGAUAUGAAGAUGCUUGGGCUGCCCUUCAUAAAGGAGCCAAAGAUUGUGCAAAAGCUGGAGAGCUGGUCGACAGUGAAGUUGUGAUGCUUUCUGCACACUGGGAGAAGAAAAGGAGCAGUCUGGUGGAACUGCAGGAUCAGCUUCAGCAAAUACCUGGGUUCUUAGCAGAUCUGGAAUGCCUCACAGCAAGCCUAGCCCAGCUAGAGGCAAACUUUGAGGAAAUGGAGAAUCAUCUGUUGUGUCUUGAGGAACUAUGUGAGCAGUGUGAAUUGGAAAGAUACAAAUGUAUGCAGACAUUACAGCUGGAAAACUACAAGAAAACAAAAAGGAAGGAACUGGAGACAUUCAAAGCUGAACUUGAUGCUGAACAUGCACAGAAGGUUUUGGACAUGGAGCACACGCAGCAGAUGAAGCUAAAGGAGCGCCAGAAGUUCUUCGAAGAAGCCUUCCAGCAGGACAUGGAGCAAUACCUUUCCACGGGCUACUUGCAGAUAGCAGAGAGGAGAGAACCGAUUGGAAGUAUGUCUUCCAUGGAGGUGAACGUGGACAUGCUGGAGCAGAUGGACCUAAUGGACAUGUCUGACCAGGAAGCACUUGAUGUCUUUUUAAACUCAGGAAGCGAAGACAAUAAUGUGCUCUCUCCCAUGCUGGGGCCCGACUCCAACACCUACGUGAACGAGAUCAGUCUCCAGGUGCCAAGCCAGUCGGAGUUACGGCAGAAACUCUGUUCCCUGUCCUCAACCUGCACCGACUCCGCCAGCCAGGAUGCAAGUGAAGGAGAGUCCCCUGUUGUUCAGUCGGAUGAAGAGGAGGUUCAAGUGGACACUGCCCUUGCUGCUGUAACUGAGAGAAAGGGUGCUUCAGAUGGCAGCGAUGAAAGUGACUCUCAAACUAUUUGAAUCUUAAAACCAUAUCCUUUAAGAAUGACUUCUGAAUGAAUGAACAAGUGAAUGAAGAGCUUGCCUGUGUAACAAUUUGCUAACCAAGUGUAACAGCCAGAUCUUUUUACUUAGUAAUACUGCCUUUUUACAAAAUUGCCAGUCAUGUGGAGGUUAGUUUUUAAAGAAAAAAUUAUGCCUAAAGCACACACACUUUAACAGUAGUCUUGGGGCUCAGGGGAGCAGUAAAACUAUUGUAUAUACUAUGUAUAAGAGAAUUUAAGGGGAAAGGUAGAAGUUACUUUGACCACUAACCUUUAUAUGGCUGAUUGGAAGUACUUAAGAGUUGACGUGUAAUACUGAACCCAAAUUGUUCCUUGCAUGUUUUCAGCUGCUGCAACUGAAGAUUUAGGAUUCAAACCAAAAUGAAAAGUUAUUUUCUACUCUUUACUACCUACUGUCUGCCUCCUGCCUUUGUCUACUAACGCAGCAGUGUCUACUGUUCUCACACUUCUUAUUCAGGACCAACUUAGUUAUAGGUGUUACGGAAAAAAUAAGAAACCAAGAAGGAGGAGAGAUGCAUAUGGAAAUAUUGCACUCCUUGUGGAGCAGGUAUCUUAGCAUUGUGUACUUACUCCUCUUUCAAGAUAAAAUAAAGAAUUUCUAUCCCAA
Messenger RNA from Lonchura striata (white-rumped munia), 1850 nucleotides. The record is from RefSeq and is a predicted model, not a curated record. NCBI's taxonomy places the organism in Eukaryota, Metazoa, Chordata, Aves, Passeriformes, Estrildidae.